AUGUCCACCCCCUUUGCGACACCCGGAAUGUCUGGUAUCAGAGAAUCACGUCACGAAUCCUCAUCUCGUAGUAUCUUGCGCAAGCUCGGCAGAGCCCCCAUCUACAAUCCGUACGACAAAUUCACGCAGCCGGAGUUCGACGCGUGGAUUGGUGACAUUACUAGCGCGUUACGGAGUGCUCUCGGGAAAGAGGAACCUCAGAGUGGCCCCACGAAACAGCGCGAACACGCUGAUCGCGAGUCGUCGUCCCAGGACGAGCGAGAAUACGUUGUGGAAGAUUCCUUUGCGGAGCUCAGAGCGCGUCGCGAAGCUAAAGGCAAGGAGAGGGCUCAGGAUGUUGGGAGCGAGGAAGAACCAAUCGUUUUGUCGGACUCGGAAGAGGAGCAGGGUAAUGCUGACCAGUUGGACGAAAAUUGGGGGCCCGUCUUCAAUGCAGAGGGUUACCAGGCAGAGUAUGACGAAGGGGAGGAACCGGAUUCCGACGCCGAGAACGAACAUCGGAGCAUAUCUGCAGAAAUUAUUGAGCUGUCGUCCGACGAGGAGGAAAUCGCGAAAGACGCCGGCUCUGAGGAGGAAGAUUCGGGGUCCGAAAAGGAAAUGGCGGAAGUCGAGGACGACGUAGGCUCCGAGGAGGAAGACGCGGGUUCCGAAGAAGAAGCCGAGCGUGGAGAUUUUGCGGAGGAUGAUGCGGUCGAUGAGCGAGCUUACAGUUCCCUCCUUGGAGUGCAUCAUGAUGAAGAAGUUGAAGACGAGGUCCCCUUGAUUGACGACGAAAGUGAAGAUGAGCAAGUAGGGGAGGAGGAUGAACUGUUCCCACCUGAGGAAAAUUCUCAUCAACCGGCCGACCUGUCUGACCCGUGGGUCGGUCCCAGCACCUAUGCAGAAGACUUCUACUCUGGCGGGGAUGUGCCGUCGAUUGCACUUGAACACGGUGAUCCGCAUAACCUCCCGACGGAGGAGAACAUUGAGUUACUGGAGGAAGAUGUCGGCAGUGAUGGUUCGGAGGAAGAAGGCAGUGAUACGAACUCAGAGGACGAAAGGUCCAAGUCGGUGGAGGUGAUUGAUGUGGAUGAACCAGACGAAUUGGACAAAGAGAUUGAACACAAUGCCCCUCAACACCCUGUUGACUUGCCUGACCCGUGGAGUGGUCCGAGGACAUUUGCGGAAGACUUCUAUUCAGGAGGAGAGCUGCGAGAGAGCAAUCUUCGCGCUCGGCGGCUGUCCCCGUCACACUUGACGCCAAUGCUCAGCCGCAAAGGCAGUCCUGCAGCGGUCGGGGCUCCUCAAGCAUCUCCGUCCACAAUUCAAGAGUCUUACGAAGAUGCCCAUAAACAGCGUCGGACUUCGCCACUCUUUGCAGAUACAGAGGCCUAUCCUGCUUUAGAGGACGUGCAUGACACCGUACCUGAUGCGGUAGGUCCUUUCAACGUCGAUGAAAUGUUCGACGAUCUAUACGCAGACCUCGAAAAGGCCGUUCAGGGACCAGAUACGCACUGGGACGAAUCAGUUGUGUCAGCUGGGACAUCUCUUGGCCAGGGCACCCACGAACAUGAUGCGGUAGUGGAUUGGAACGCGCCAAUCGCACCAGAAAGUGCUGAUACGAAGAGUGCCCUUGACCAUGCUUUCCGGAAACAUGAAGUCCUCGAAGUCGAUGACGAUGAGGCAGACCACACAGCACCGCUUCAGAAGAGCCAAUAUGUGACUAAUGCUACCAACGUCGAACAGCACAAUCGAGAACACCAAGUUCCUACUGAGAAUUUAGUAGAAUUCACUGCUACACCAGCCCAAGAAUCAGAAUCUUUCCCUCGAAUCAUAUCUACAACCCCAGCCGUCGUCCGACCAGAGCCGGUGAAGGAUGAAGAAGAGCCGGUGGAGAUGUCUUUGCAUGACUCAGUAGCCCCCUCAGUUGAUACGUGGAACAUUCCGGCUGGCACUGGCUCUGCAGUGCACCCACCACCAGAUCUCGCUGCAGGUGCGGAUGACCAUGACAAGGUCUCCGCUGCAGAAAUUCAGCCUGCAGAAGGAUCCUUCCCGAAACAAAGCUCUCCUGAGCUUGUCCCUGAGGCGGAAGAAGGAUCCGAGUUCACUUCAGGUUCCAGAUUUGGGAAGGACUCUGUCCCUGGCUAUUCGGAUACUUCAGUUGAACACGCAGCGGCGCCACUCUCAGAGGAGUUUGCAGGUAUUUAUGAGGACGACGAACCGAUCAUCGCCGUUGUGACGGAAGCGGAGUCGGAUGACGACCAGCAUUCUGAGCUUGAAGAAUUCGACGCAGAGACUGUCAUCGUCGUUGACGAAAGUGGUGCGGCUGAGGUGGAGUAUACCGUCGAGGAGCCUAUCACCGAUGGCAGGCGAACUGAGGAACCGGAGGACGUCGAGUUGGGCAGUGUUGACGUCAUUGUAGAGGACGCUCGUGCCUACGAGACCGAAGAAACUCCUCCGCUGCACACUCCCUUACACGAGCAGGAUAUUGCAGCUUCAGUGGACCCUGGGCCUCAAGAAGGCUCUGUUACGGGCCUCACAGGCAAAGAUAAGGUUGUUCCUGAAGUUGUUGCACAAUCAUUAGACUCCGGAGAAAAUUUUGACUUCGCUCAGCUCCAGUAUCCGAUCCAGGAUACUGAUGAGCCUGAUACAUUGGAUGCUUUACAGGCACAGCACGACCGGUCUUCUGAACAGCACCUGGAUUUUGGCGUGCCCAUGCCUAUAUACGCGGACCCAAGCGUACCGGACCCUGCCAGUCCGCGUGCCGACAGCGACGCAUUGUCAGGGAACGGGAGUCAAAGUGGUGGUACCCCUGCGGAAAGAGCACUUUCAAUCGGUCUUCCCGUAGGAUCUGGUCUCACGUCUCGCGGCGAUACUCCAGCCGGCCUCUUCACUCCCUUGAUUGCCGAUGAUUCUCUCCCUGCAUCUCCUCGUACUCGAAACGUCGAACUUCGAGAUCCCGAAAGAGCCUUCGGGCGCGCGACCGCUGGUUUCGAAGUGUCGACGAAGUCUGCUACGCUUCAAGCGGUACGCACUACAUUGUUCGGACCACCAUCUCUAUCUGGUCAACCCAUACCCGCGGAUGUAGGCACGAGCACCAAGGUGAGCGCUCAUGAGCGGCGCAACACUACUGAAGACCACGAUAUUGUGGAAGGGAAUGUCAUCGCCUACGACAGAAUUUCUGCAGUAGAUGCUACUGCAAGUGUAUCUGCUGUUCCCGAAGGUCCUGAUGGCUUUGAUAAGGCCGCCUCUCCUCCCUCGGCUGACGACCAGAAUGUAGAGGAUGUUCCUUCCCUAGCAUCUAUGAUUGAUUCUAAAAACCUCGGAGCUCCUGCUGGUGUGGAAUUGGCGCCUACCCCAGAGGUCCUAAGGCAUUCAAGCCCUCAGGAAGGCACGCACGAUACAGACGCAGAGGGUGAAGUAGAUCCGGACUACGAGGGCAGACAUGAAGACACUCUUCCAGGUCCCUCUUCACCACACGUGAUCCACUACAUCCCAGCGGCCGCCAAAGAUGCAGAUCCAUUUGUACUUGCAAGUAGCAGUAGUCCAAGUGCUCCUGCCAUGAAUGGCGAUAGUUCUGCUGGUGUGGAUGUGAAAUGUCAAGAGGCAUCGCAUGAUUUGACUACCCAAAGACAGUCAUAUACGGACCGUGCCAAUGGUGCCCGCGCAAAGACGACACCUGCAGAAGGUACAGAGUCACCAACUGCACAGUCUAAUGACUUGUCGCAGAAAGAUGAGACUGCAAACGCUUCAUCCACGGCCAAUCCGCGACAAUUGAGGCUUCUGAAGCGGAAACGCAAGUCACCGGUUGAAGCGUCAACACGCACGACUCGUUCAAUGGCGAGGAAUAUUUCCGAUGGCGAGCCACCACCUGCACAGCCCUCAGAGGGUAAGGGAAAGCAGAAGGCGGUGGAAAACGACCACGAGGAUGGCUCAAGUCCCACGUGCGAGAGCGUAUCUGGAGAGUCCAAAACCAACGAUGAUUCGAAAGCACUCGCUGCUUCAAGUCACACGAACUCUCGUGCUUCCUCCAUUGCAUCGACUGUGCCCAGCAAUGACUGGACAAAUCCACCGACCUCACCAGCUACCGUACGGAACGCCAACCCCGCCGGAUUUCAUCAGCAAUACUCCCUACCCUUCAUUCAUGCACAUGGUGUAAUGCGUCACCACCACGGGCGACCGGCCUUGCAUGUACAGCUUCCACUGCCGCCUCAAGCAGUCCAACCUUCAAACUCCAUUUCCCUUUCUAUUUCUCCUGUGGACCAAGGACCGACAACUGAGACAAAUUUCGUUGAACAACUGAGUCCUUCUCAACGAGUUGCGCCCCGACCCGAAACCGGUUCCCCAGUUACGCGUUCCAACUGUCGUUUUCACAAGAUCAGUCUUCCGCGCGAGGAGAAUGGCCCACGUAUAUACUUCGCUGUCCCGGGAUGUUCUUUGGGAGAUCGAGAUCUUAUGGAGCAAGAACACAUUGAAGAUCACGGACCGGCCACACACGAUGCCAAUACUCGGUUAGUAGCAGAUAUCGAAUCUGUAGACUUCAGCCCAUAUCUUCUUGGGAUUCUGCGGCAGCUCGUUGGCGUGGAUCUUCUGCGGGAACAGGAAGUUUUCUACCUGCCACAGCAAGGAGAGCGCUACAAGUUCAAACAUAAGCGCAAAUCCAGAGUUGCGAAAAUGCGACUUUCGCAAGGUGGUCCACUUGAGCAUGCUGUUUCCCAGUCUCCGCGCCUAUCAAUGACUCCUCGUCUCUCUGCCAUGAGGCCACCACCUUCUCGAGCCGGCUCCAUAUCCACCUCAGGAGGUUCAGCUCGUCGUGGUAGCCGCCCCACGACCUCUUCAAUUUCGGAGAGCGGGUUGAGUGACGCGGAUGACGGCGACUUGCCUGCAACCAAGCGCCAGAGAGGGUCUUCUAACAGUGUGGAAGUUGAAGUGGAGACGGCCGACUCUACCGCAAAAGCGUCAAUCGUUGUCAGUCGUCGCCUUGUGCCUCGGCGGGGCAAGAAACUCGGUGCAGACGCUGCUGCUUAUAAACCAGAAGAAGAUCAUCCAGAGAGCUCUGAAGUGGAGGCGGAAAAUCGUCGAACCAAAAGACGGAAAGGUGGAAAGAAGGGUGUGAAGCGCACUCGAGCAGAAGAUCCCCCAGAUGAGCAGGCGACCAUUCAGCCGAAGAAACGGAAGGUCCGGGCAAGCUCGUCUGAGAAGACAGAAGAUCAACGGUAG
Molecule: messenger RNA, 5199 nt
Organism: Sparassis crispa
Lineage: Eukaryota; Fungi; Basidiomycota; Agaricomycetes; Polyporales; Sparassidaceae
Exons: 8
Coding region: 1-5199 (1732 amino acids)
Source: RefSeq, a predicted model, not a curated record